AUGGAUGGCUCUAUCUCCACCAAUCUCUUUAGUCGUCACCCCGACGACAAAGUUCCUAAUGCAUAUUGUAGCAUUGGUAGUCCCCUCGUCGAAAUCACCAUUAACGAGCUUGAAAUAGUAGAACUUGCAGCAGCUGAGGUUGUAAUAAUGUUAGAGCCAAGGCGACGUUAUGGCUUGCACAUUACAUUAGCACUUGAAGCAGAAGAAACUCCCGAUCAAACAGUUGAACAUUUCCUGGGGAUAAAUCAUAAGAAGGAGCAAGGGAACUCCAGCGUACCAAAGAAGCCUAAAACUUAA
This is a messenger RNA of Dovyalis caffra, 297 nucleotides long. Lineage: Eukaryota; Viridiplantae; Streptophyta; Magnoliopsida; Malpighiales; Salicaceae. The record is from the annotation of a GenBank genome assembly.